AUGAAAGAGAAGAUGUACAGAAGAAAACCUUCACAAAAUGGAUAAAUUCCCAAUUUGCUAAGAUUGGAUCUCAGACAUUUUGUAUUGAGAGCCUCUUUUCUGCAGGAAGACCCCCUAUUAAUGACCUCUUCACAGAUCUGCGUGAUGGCCGCCGUCUUCUGGAGCUUUUGGAAGGCUUGACUGGGAAAGAAUUGGUGAAAGAGCGUGGUUUCACACGUGUUCACUCACUCAAUAAUGUCAACAGAGUGCUACAGAUCCUUCAGAAGAACAAUGUUGAUCUGGUGAAUAUUGGAGGAGCUGAUAUUGUCGAUGGCAACCAUAAACUGACAUUGGGACUCAUCUGGAGCAUAAUUCUUCACUGGCAGGUGAAGGAUGUGAUGAAAGAUGUGAUGGCAAACUUAAAGCAAACCAGCAGUGAGAAGAUUCUGUUGAGCUGGGUUAGGCAGUCCACCAAGAGCUACCCACAGGUCAAUAUUGUAAACUUCUCCAGCAGCUGGGAAGAUGGUCUGGCCUUUAAUGCUCUUAUCCAUAGCCACAGGCCGGAGCUGUUUGAUUGGGAUGUGGUGGAACAGAUGGAUAAAGCUUACGACAGGCUGGAUCACGCUUUCUCCGUUUCUGAAAAGCAUUUGGGCAUCGAUCGACUGCUUGACCCUGAGGAUGUGGCUACUGUUCCAGACAAGAAGUCUAUUAUUAUGUACAUCACCUCCCUGUUUCAAGUUCUACCCCAUGGUGUCAGUAUGGAGGCCAUAGAGGAGGUUGAGACCCUUCCCCACACUGUAAUCUCUAAAGAAAAACAUUUCCAUUUUCAAACACAGCAGCGAUUUUCCCAGCAGAUCACAGUCAGUGUGGCUCAUAGUCAAGUGCGUAGCCCGUCUCCUUCAAACAAGUUGCGCUACAAAAGUUAUGCCUUCACUCAGGCUGCAUAUGUUCGAUCACCUGAACAGACAGGAAAGACCCCCAUCACACUGUCUUCAGAAAGUCCAGAGGAUCGGUGGCCUUCCCCAGCUGCUUUCCAACAUGGUUCAAACCGGCUAGAGAGUUACCAGAAUUCCCUGGAAGAGGUUUUGACGUGGCUUUUGUCAGCUGAGGAUAACCUGCAAGCUCAGCCCCCCAUCUCCUCUUCUGUAGAAGAAGUAAAGGAGCAGUUUCACGCUCAUGAGGGAUACAUGAUUGAGCUGACUGCCCAUCAGGGAAGUGUAGGUAAUGUGCUAAAGGCAGGGAGCAUUCUCUUGGCUGAGGGGCAGCUAACUGAAGAUGAGGAGAAUGAAGUUCGGGAACAGAUGAAUCUUUUAAACUCUCGCUGGGAACAUUUACGAGUUUCCAGUAUGGAACGACAAAGCAGGCUUCAUGAAGUUUUAAUGGACUUGCAGAAUCAGCAGCUAAAACAGCUCUCCACCUGGUUAGAUGUUACUGAAGCUCGAAUUAAACAAAUGGAAGCCCAGCCCUUAGGUCCUAAAAUUGAACAUUUAAAACAUCAAAUUGAAGAGCACAAGCUGUUACAAGAGGACCUGGAGGUGGAGCAGGUGCGAGUGAACUCUCUGACUCACAUGGUUGUAGUAGUAGAUGAAAGCAGUGGAGAGAGUGCUACUGCAGCAUUGGAGGAGAAAUUACAGAACCUUGGAGAGAGAUGGGCAGCCAUCUGUAAAUGGACAGAGGAACGGUGGAUCCUCCUUCAAAAGAUCUUGAGGAGUUGGCAGCAUUUCAUUGAGGAGCAGCAUAUGUUUGAGUCCUGGCUAACACAGAAGGAGCAGGUAUUUCUUUCCAUCCAAAGCAGUGGUACCACUGAUCCCAACGAAGUAGCAGCCAGUCUCAGAAAACUUGCUAUUCUGAAAGCAGACAUUGAGCUCAAAAGACAGACGAUGGACAAACUGUGCUCUCUUGUUCAAGAUCUAUUGUCCAACAUUAGGAAUAAGCAGGCCUCAGAAAAACUUGAAGCACAGUUAGAAAGGCUUGCUCAGCGGUGGGACAAACUAGUGCAGUCUCUUCACCUCACCAGCACCAAGCUUUCAAAUACUCUUACUGCAUCCCAGACUGAAACUACACACACAACUGUGGAAGUCGUCAAGCAUCAGAAAAAAGUGGUGAAGCAUGUCAAAGAGGGUUUUACUACCCCGCCACCUCAAAAGAAGCGGCAGAUUGUUGUUGAUUCAGAGCUUCGCAAGAGGUUUGAUGUGGAUUUCACUGAGAUUCACAGUUUCAUGACUCGCUCAGAAGCCACCCUGCAAAAUCCCGAAUUCUCAGUUUCACGCAAGGAAGGCAGUGUUUCAGACCUCUAUGACAAAGUCUUGGCCAUUGAUAAAGAAAAACCAGAGAAGCUCAGAAAGCUGCAGGAAGCAACACGGUCAGCUCAGGCUCUAGUAGAUCAGCUCACAAGUGAUGGCCAGAAUUCUGAUGAUAUUCAGCAAGCUUCUCAGCAGUUACAGACCCGGUGGAAUGAGUUUUGCUCACUGCUGGCUGAAAGGCUUGCAUGGCUGGCCUACCAGACUAAAGUACUGGCUUUCUACAAUCUCUUCCACAACUUGGAGCAGUUAGUAGCAAAUUCAGAGAACUGGCUAAAAAUUCAGCAACCUCCAGCCUGUGAGGCAGAACCACUGAGGAUCCAACUUGAGCGCUGCAGGGAUGAGAUAGCUCGUCUGUCUGUGCUUGAACCGGAAGUGGAUCACUUACCUGAACAACUUCAAGAGCUAAAAGAGAACGAGGAAACACAGGUGCUCCUUGAUGCUGAUAUAGUGGCGUUCCAGGACCACUACCGGAAUGUUCUCGCAGACCUAAAGGCCAGAGAGAAACAGCUUGUAUUAGUCCAGACCAGUCUUCCCCCUGCACACUACAAGGAUGUAAUGGAAGCUCUAAUGGCAUGGCUGCAGCAAUUUGAAGGCAAAAUACCUUCUAGUGCUGUCACUGAGUAUCCAGUCAUGGAGCAAAGACUGAAAGACACAAUGGCAAUUCAAACCACGCAACAGGAGCAGCAGAGUAAAAAGGAUGAUCUUAAUAAUAUGGCUGAACAAGUGUACCAGAAAGCUCCCCCUGAGAUAUCUCAACGGUAUCACAUUGAAAUGGACAAUAUGAUGGCCUGUUGGAGACACAUGUCUGAACAGCUAGGAGAAAACAUUGAAAAAUUACAAGAACACAUGAGUAAGCUGGAACAGUUCCAGAAUGACUCAAAGACGCUGCAGAAGUGGAUGGCUGAAGUUGAUGUUUUUCUGAAUGAGGAGUGGCCAGCUUUAGGAGAUUCAGAGGCUCUUGAGAAGCAACUAGAACAGUGCAUAGCUUUAGUUAAUGACAUUCAUACUGUCCAGCCUAGUCUUAAUGGAAUCAAUGAGGUUGGACAGUUCUUGAAAAAGGAAUCAGAGCCACCAUUUACUCUCAAACUACAGAAGAUGCUUGAUGAUCUCAAUUCUCAGUGGGAACUAAUUUGCAAACAGGCAUAUGCAAAAAAAUCUGCCCUGAAAGGUGGACUGGAUAUGACCGUGAGCCUGAAGAAAGAAAUGCAAGAGAUGCAAGAGUGGAUUACACAAGCAGAAGAAGAUUACCUGGAGAGUGAUUUCCGUUAUAAAACACCUGAAGAACUUCAUACGGCAGUGGAGGAACUUAAGAGAGCUCAAGAAGAAAUCCAUCAGAAAAAAGUAAAGGUAAACCUUCUUGAAGAUAAAGUCAACAGUUUUAUUGCAAAGGCUCCACCCACAGCACAUGAGACCCUAAAAGCAGAACUAGAUGGUUUGACCUCCAACUACCAGCAGCUGUGUAGUCGGCUUGAUGGGAAAUACAAGACAUUAGAGGAGGUGUGGGCUUGUUGGUGUGAAUUGCUGUGCUACUUGGAACAGGAAAAUACUUGGAUGGAUUUACUGGAACAGAAACUUAAUGAUAUGGAGAACCUUCAAGGGGGAGCAGACAAAAUUGCUGACACUCUGGCUUCCUUAGAUGUCAUGAUAAAAGAGCAUCCUGAAUAUAAUCGCAACCAAAUACGUGAGUUGUCUCAGACUCUUAUGGAUGGAGGAGUCCUUGAUGAGCUCAUUCAAAAGAAGGUGGAAGAUUACAAUAUUCGCUGGGAUGAACUUAUGCAAAGGGCUUUACAAAAGCGACAGCAGCUAGAGAAGAGUUUACAGUGGAAGAACGAGAAUGACAAAACUCUGCGCCAAAUCCAGGAUUCUCUAAAGACAACAGAUCGUCAUUUGGCUGCAUAUCUUGCAGAUGGUAUAGAUGCUGCUCAGAUACCUCAGGAAGCUCAGAAAAUUCAGAAUGAACUGAAUGGCCAUGAAGUGACUUUAGAUGGUAUGAAGAAACUGAGAGAUGAAGAUGGAUCAGACAAAAUGAUCCCAGAGGUUGAUGCUACAUAUGGUAAGUUAUUGGAGGUGAAAGCAAAGUUUCGACUUUUCCAAAAGCCAGCUAACUUUGAUCAGAGGUUGAAGGAAUGUGAACGUGUAUUGGAAGAGGUGAAGAAUGAACUGGGGGUACUGAGCAUCCACAGUGUAGAGUAUGAUGUGGUGCAGUCCCAGUUGGAGCAGUGCAUGAAAUUGUAUAAAAGUCUAAGUGAAGUGAAAUCAGAAGUGGAGACGGUAAUUAAGACAGGAAGGCAAAUUGUGCAGAGACAGCAGACAGAGCAACCCAAAGAGUUGGACGAGCGUUUGACAAGCCUCAAACUCAUAUACAACGACUUGGGUUCACAGGUUACAGAAGGAAAGCAAGCACUAGAAAAGAGUUUAAAGUUAUUAAGAAAAUUUAAAAAAGACAUAAAAAGUCUAACAGAAUGGCUAGCAGCGGUUGAUGGUGAACUGACUUGUCGGUCAUCGGUAGAAGGAAUGCCUGAUGACCUGGAAGCGGAGCUAGCGUGGGCCAAGGCCACACAUAAGGAAACAGAGCAACGUGCAUCCCAACUUAAUUCAGUAAGAGAAUUAGCAGAAACCCUGAAGCCACUGCUAAGAGAAGAAAGCUUAAUAGAUGACAAAGUCAGCCUGCUGAACUGCAACUGGAUUGCUGUAACUUCACGUUGUGAACAGUGGCUGAAUAUGUUACUGGAUUACCAGAAUCAGAUGAAUAUAUUGGAACAGAAUGUUGCUCAUAUAAAUGCCUGGAUAGACGGAUCUGAGAAUGAGUUAGACAAGAUGGAGACCAGGGGCUGCAAUAACCAAACCAUUAAGCGUCUACAAGCAGAAUUGGUGGACAUGCGUGAGAAGUUGGCAGAUGUGCAAAGUCUUGCUGAAGACAUCAUUAAAAACAGGGGCGAGCACUGUAAAUCUCAAAUAGAGCCCAAGCUGAAUCAGCUCAAUCAACGCUUUGAAAUGAUUGCCAAAAGGAUUCUACAUGGACAGGCUUCCUCUCAAGAGUUAGAAGAAUAUCACAAGCAAGCUAAUACUUGGCUACUUAAGUUGGAUGAAGAGAUAAAACUUGGUGAAUGCAUAAAAGAAGAUGAUUUCAAAGAGGAUGCGGUUGUUGAUGAAAGUGAACUGAUGGACCUAUUCUUAAAAGGCGAAAAUCUCAUUAAAAGAACCACAGAUCCAGCAAAGUCAGCUGUUUGUCAAAAGCAUAAUCUGCUCCAUGACAAAUACAACACCUUGAAGAACCUAAAAUCACUUAGGAGGAAGAAGGCACUUGCUUUUGCCCCACAGUGGUACCAGUUCUCUAAAAGGUCAGAGGAUAUGACGCAGUGGCUUGACUACAUUGAGAUGACGAUAACUGAGCUUGAUUCUGCAAAUCAAUCAAGAGUGAAGAUUGGCACUGAAAUCGAAAAGCAGCGCCCAGAACUUGAAAAUGUCCGGAGUCUUGGUCACAAGCUAUCAGAAAAUGGCUUUACCAAACUUGUUGAACCACGCCUCAUUCCCAUUAAUAAACGCUGGGAACAGCUCGACUUGAAAGUUGAUGAAGUGUGUCAAGUUAGUGAACUGGAAGCUUUACUGCAAAGAAUUGAUGAAAAUGAUGCUCUACUGAACUCUGUGUGCUGGUCUGACACAAUGGAAAAUAUACCCCAACGAGAAAAGUGCCUUAAGGAUGUAAAACAUACUUUGGACACUCUUGAAUCUUCAGUGAACAAGGCUUUAGAGAAGAAAAACAUACCUCCUCAUGUGACUCCACUUGUUCAUCUCCUUAACACGAAGUGGGAAAAACUGAAGAAACUCUACCAGGAUCGGCUAGGAUAUUUUGACAAAUGCAAGAAAUAUGGGGACGUGUUUAAAUCCAUUCAGGACUGGUUGACUGUUGCAGAAAAAGCAUUACUGAAGUAUGAAGAAGAUCCAAACAUCAAUACAAGUCAAAUCAAGAAACUGCAGGAAGACUUGGAAAGUCAAGAGGCAGCAGUGAAACAGCUUAAUGCUCUGGGUGAGGACCUGCUGGCUUUGCAGAGCAGGAAGGAUAAUGAAGAAAAGAUUAAAAAGCAGCUAGAAUCCAUCAAUGCUCGCUGGAUUGCAGUGUUUAACCAGCUGUCUAAACUAAAGAGAAGAUCUAAUGGGGAAAAUAUUAUACUUGCUGAGCUUCAUGAUGAAUUAACAAACUUUCAGUCUUGGCUGGAUAGAGCGGAGUGUGUUGCUGACCUCCCUGUAGAGCCAGGCAAUAGGGAACAGCUUAAUUCAGCGUUAGAAAAAGUACAGGCUAAAGUAGCAGAAUUACCAAACAAAAUAAAAAUAUUACAAAACAUUGAAACAAAAUCUUCAUCCCUGCCUGCUGAUAAAAACAAAACUUUGGAAAAUAGUUUAAAGAUUAUCAACAUGCGAUUGGCCAAGGUGUCAUCUAAACUUCCUGAGAAGCAGCAACAGAUUGAGAAUUACUUGCGAGAUUUGAAUGCAUACCACAAGUUCUCGAGCUGGGCCUCUGCAACUAAGAACCUACUUGAACAAUCACCUGAAGCAAUUGAACACAAGAUGGAUGAUAUCCAGUCUAAGAAGCCAGAAAUCGAAACAGUUUUGGCCAAAGAAAGACCACUAUAUCAACCUGAAAGGGGCCAGUUUGAUAGUCUAAGUGCAGAUUGGAUAACUAUUCAAAUGCUGCUUAAGGAAUGGAAAAACAAAUGUCAAGUUGCAACUGAAUCCUUGACAAGCAGUGCCCCGGAUGUUUCAACAAUAGAUACAUUCAAUUACUCAAGUGCUGAACUCAAUGACUGGCUCUCUCUUCUUGAUCACAUGAUUACAUCACACCGCGUGAUGGUAGGAUAUCUCAGUGACAUCAGUGACCUGACUGUGAAACUCAAGUCAGCAGUAAAAGACAUGGAACAAAGAUGCCCACAGCUGAAUAAACAGAUCACUGCAGCAGAAAACCUUAAAAACAAAACUAACAACCCUCAGAUGCGUUCUACAAUCACAGAUCGAAUUGAGAAAUUACAAGCACACUGGGAAGAUUCACAUACCAAGUUGAUGGACAGAAUAAUGCAACUUCAGAACAUGUAUCAAGACUCCAAGGAGUGGCUGGAUGCCGAGAAAACGGCGGAGUCACACAUAAAGCAAGCCAGUGAAAAACUAGAAGGCUUGAAAGAAGUCCCAGCAGGUUCUGAUCAAGAAAACUUUCAGAAACUUGCUAAAGAUAUACAGCUGUGGCAAGCCGAUAUUGACGAAACGAAUAAACUGGCAAACAAAUUACUGGUCCUUUAUUCCGAUGAUGACACGAGCAAGAUUAAGCAGAUGACUGAGAAUAUGAAUCUUGCUUGGGGCAAAAUUAAAAAAGGUGCAGGGGACACAGAGGUCGACCUUGAGGCCAGACUGCAGCAAAUGCACCACUUUUACGCAGACCUGGAAAUGUUUUGUAACUGGCUAACUGAAGCAGAAACAACAGCGAAUGUCUUACAAGAUGCUACCUAUAAGGAAUCUCUUCUGGAGGACCCAGUCACAGCACACCACUUACUGAAGCAAUGGCAAGAUCUUCAGAAGGAGAUUGAUACCCAGAAAGAUACGUAUCAUUCACUUGAUGAAAAUGGGCAGCGUAUUGUGGCAUCGCUGGGAAGGACAGACGACGCUAUAGUGCUGCAAAAACAGCUGUACAAUGUGGGAAAGCGCUGGCAGGACUUGUGUCAAAAGGUCUACAGUAUGAGGCAUUACCUGGAUGAUAACAUGGAACAGUGGAAGAAUUUUCACUUAUCCUUACAAGGUCUGCUCCAGUGGCUACAGCUUAAAAGGGAGGAGCUGGAGCAACAGAAACCAGUUGGGGGCGAUGUACCUGCUGUACAUCAGCAGCUGAUCAUCCAUAAGGAUUUCAGGAGGGAGCUAAGUGCAAAAGAGCCUUCAAUCAAUGGAGCACUUGAUAAUGUGAAGACUUUUCUUUUUGAGAUGCCUGGUGAACAAAGGAAACAGACUCCUGUUGAAAGAGUUGUCAGCUCAGAGGAAAGAAAUCAAAAUGUUGAACGCAUUUUGCGUAAGGAAGCAGACGAUGUAAACAAACUUUGGAAGAACCUACGUACAGCUGCAGCAGACUGGCAACAACAGCUGGAGCUAGCUUUGGAGAGACUAAUGGAAAUACAAAGUACAACGGAGCAGUUAGAGUUCAAGCUUCAUCAAGUUGAAAUUGAAAAGAAUUCUUGGGACCCAGUUGAAGACCUGCUUGUUGACAAUUUAAGUGACCAAUUCGAGAUGGUUAAGGGUUUCCAGGAGACGAUAGCUCCGAUCCAGGAUGAUAUAAAUCAUGUCAACAAAUUAGUUUCUCAGUUUAGAGUGCCUGGUAUACAGCUGUCUCCAGACAACCUGAAGAGAAACGAUGAUCUCAAUAGGCGAUGGAGAUUUCUGCAGAUAUCUAUUGAAGAGCAUCUGUCCCAACUUAUUGAGGCCCACAAAGACUAUGGACCCAAUUCUCAGCAGUUUCUACAAGAGUCUGUGCAGAGUCCUUUCGAGCGCUCGGUUUCCCCAAACAGUGUUCCAUAUUAUAUAAACCACCAGACACAAACAACGUGUUGGGACCAUCCAAAAAUGGCAGAGUUGUACCAGUCUUUAGCGGAUCUCAACAAUGUAAGAUUUUCUGCAUACAGAACAGCAAUGAAGUUACGGAGGCUGCAGAAGGCCCUGUGCCUGGAUCUACUGGGGAUGUCAGCAGCAUGUGAAGCCUUUGAACAGCACAACCUGAAACAGAACGAGCAGUUCAUAGACAUCAUGCAGGUUAUCAGCUGUCUCACAAGUAUCUACGACCGUUUGGAGCAGCAACAUAGCAACCUUGUGAACGUUCCUCUGUGUGUGGACAUGUGUCUAAACUGGUUGCUUAAUGUUUAUGACACAGGUAGAACUGGGAGGAUUCGAACCCUGUCUUUAAAAACAGGAAUAAUCUCACUCUGCAAAGCUCACCUUGAAGACAAAUACAGAUUUCUGUUUAGACAGGUGGCUAGUGCCACAGGUUUCUGUGAUCAGCGACGCCUUGGCCUUCUGCUACAUGACUCAAUCCAAAUCCCCAGGCAGCUGGGUGAGGUGGCAUCAUUUGGAGGAAGCAACAUUGAACCUAGUGUGCGCAGCUGUUUUCAGUUUGCAAAUAACAAGCCAGAGCUAGAAGCUUCAGUCUUCUUAGAUUGGAUGCGUUUGGAGCCACAGUCAAUGGUCUGGCUCCCUGUACUUCACCGCGUUUCAGCAGCAGAGACGGCCAAGCACCAGGCCAAAUGCAACAUUUGCAAGGAAUGUCCUAUUAUAGGCUUCAGGUAUAGAAGCUUAAAGCACUUUAACUACGACAUCUGCCAAAGCUGCUUCUUUUCAGGCAGAGUGGCCAAGGGUCAUAAAAUGCAAUACCCCAUGGUUGAAUAUUGCACUCCGACAACCUCUGGUGAAGAUGUAAGGGAUUUUGCCAAGGUGCUAAAGAACAAGUUCAGGACAAAACGUUAUUUUGCCAAACACCCCCGUAUGGGCUACCUUCCUGUGCAGACCAUUCUGGAGGGCGAUAACAUGGAGACCCCUGUUACUCUGAUAAAUUUCUGGCCUGUUGACCACCCACCAGCAUCUUCUCCACAGCUGUCCCAUGAUGACACUCACUCACGCAUUGAACAUUACGCUAGCAGGCUCGCUGAAAUGGAAAACAGAAAUGGCUCAUAUGUGAAUGAGAAUAUUUCUCCCAAUGAGAGCAUGGAUGAUGAGCAUCUACUGAUCCAGCACUACUGCCAGAGUCUUAACCAGGCCUCCCCGUUAAACCAUCCACAGAGCCCUGCACAGAUCCUUAUUUCAAUGGAGAAUGAAGAAAAAGGAGAACUUGAGCGAGUUCUCAAUGAUCUUGAGCAGGAGAAUAGGAGGCUACAGGCAGAAUAUGAUGGACUUAAAAAGGCCCAUGACCACAAGGGUUUUUCACCUCUACCUUCACCUCCACCAAUGCUACCUGUUUCACCCCAAAAUCGUGAUGCUGAGCUCAUUGCUGAGGCAAAACUACUGAGACAACACAAGGGUCGCUUAGAGGCAAGAAUGCAAAUUCUGGAAGACCAUAACAAGCAGCUUGAGUCUCAGCUUAAGAGGCUUAGACAGCUGCUAGAGCAGCCACAGGCUGAGUCCAAGGUGAAUGGCACUACCCUGUCAUCUCCCUCUACUGCCUCCCAGAGAUCUGACACCAGCCUGGCCUCACUGCAUGUGGCCACAAGCCAAACCACAGAGACUAUGGGUGGUGAUGAGUUGUCCAGUGCCUUCCAGGAUCCAGUCAGUGGGCUAGUGGAAGUAACUGAACAACUAAAUAAAUAAUUUCCUCAUAUCCAAGGGGACUGGACAGCUCAACCUAUAACAGGUUGUACUACACAAUGGACGAUCCAAGGGCAUUGGAUUCGUCCGAUUUUCCUCUCUUGAUGAAGCCAAUAAUGCCAUCAGAGUGGAAAGCUGGUGAGAGGGAGGCCACUGUGCAUCACUAUGGCUAAACAGUGGACAGGGGGCAGCCGUCCCACGGAGCUCUACCUUCAUCCAUCCAGAAACAUGCAGUGGUUCCGUCCACAGCAUAAGUCAUUCUGUCCUCAUAAUGUUCUACAAAAUGAACACUAGUAAACACACACCUGACAAACACACACAUUAUGCAAAGUAACAAAUCUCUGUUUUUCUCUUUCAGGUCAUCGCUCUGUCAGACUGUUCUCCUAAAUUUAUUUAAAACAAUUUUGUUUUUUAUUUUAAUAAAUCCUUUUUAUAAUUUUAAAGAAAUUGUCAAAAUCUUUUUUACUGUAAAUAAAUGUGCAAAUAACCAACUGCGAUG
Silurus meridionalis is the source of this 11103-nucleotide messenger RNA. It is a transcript of the gene dmd, whose product is annotated as dystrophin. Gene Ontology annotation, cellular component: plasma membrane. Gene Ontology annotation, molecular function: protein binding; zinc ion binding. Gene Ontology annotation, biological process: synaptic signaling. The transcript is spliced from 79 exons. The coding region runs from base 378 to 10607 and encodes 3409 amino acids. The record is from RefSeq and is a predicted model, not a curated record. Lineage: Eukaryota; Metazoa; Chordata; Actinopteri; Siluriformes; Siluridae.